AUGACAACAGCCGAUUCGAACAAUACGACGUCAAUCAAAGAAAAAUUUGAGCGUGAAAUUUAUCUAUUAGAUUAUAUACCGCGUAUAUUAGAAAUGGAUGUUACGGGUGUUUAUAUGAACAAGAACGGACCUUAUCCCGACGAAGUCGAAGCAUUAGAACACAAGAAUUGGUCAAAACACAAAGUUUCAACGCUUAAACUAAGAGCGAGUAGUUAUGGCGAUUGGGAGUUCAGUAUUGAAAUGAUAAACACGAAACAUUUCGAAAGUCGAGAAGAACUAGAUGAUUUGUAUGUUAAAGAAUAUGAACGAAUUACUUCGAGUCGAUGCAUAAAGGUUGAUAUAAUUUCUAUCCAAAAAGCGGUUAAAUUAUUUCAUAUUGAUUUUUCAUGCAAUAUGGAUUGGUAUUUAAAUAAUCAAAAUGCAAUUGAAGAAAAUUUAAAUCGUCGCGUUCUACCAAGACAAUGA
Adineta ricciae is the source of this 465-nucleotide messenger RNA. The record is from the annotation of a GenBank genome assembly. Lineage: Eukaryota; Metazoa; Rotifera; Eurotatoria; Adinetida; Adinetidae.